AUGUUGAUUGUACGCUCUUCGCUGUUCCAGCUCGGUUGCCGAAGCGCCCACAGGGCCGGUAUUCGCCGCCAGAGCACGUCGCCCCUACAGAGAUACGACCACCUGGUGGCUCAGCACAGAUUGAAGGACGACCCGUACCAGCGGGGAAUCCUGAGCAGCUUGGAGGGGUUAUACUCCGAGCUUGUCCGUUACCGGCCCCCAAAAGUGGACGAGCCGGACAUCAGAGACCUGACUCCCACGACAGGGCUGUCGAAGGUAUUUGGGUCGAUUUUCAGGAAGAGAAAGGCGGCCCCCGAGGAAGCUGUCUCUGUGCCUAACGGUAUCUAUCUCUACGGAGACGUUGGAUGCGGGAAAACCAUGCUGAUGGACCUUUUUUACCAAACUGUCCCUGAGCAUCUCACCAAGCGCAGAGUACACUUCCACCAGUUCAUGCAAAACCUGCACAAACGCUCGCACGAGCUCAAGAUGAAACAUGGGGGCAAGCAGGACAUCGACGUGAUUCCGCUGCUGGCGUGGGAGUUGGCGCAGAAAUCGACUGUGCUGUGUUUCGACGAGUUCCAGGUCACCGACGUUGCGGACGCGAUGCUGCUGAGACGGCUGCUGAACCUGGUUCUGCGGCCGGACCACGGCCUUAUUCUGUUUGCAACGUCCAACAGGGCCCCCGACGACCUGUACAUCAACGGAAUCCAGCGCGAGUCGUUCAUUCCCUGCAUCCAGCUGAUCAAAAGAACCACCAAGGUCAUCUAUCUAAACUCGCCAACAGACUACAGGAAAAUUCCCAAACCUCUGUCCUCUGUGUACUACUUCCCUAAACCAGGCAUCCGUUUCGACUCCAAGGCGUCGCGAAGACAGCAAAAGGAGCAUAUCGACACCUGGUACCGCUUCUUUGCGCAGGGAGUUCCGCCAAGGGACAACGUGCCGCUGCGGAUCUGGGGCCGCGACCUUGUUGUGCCGCUCAGCUCGCCGCCCAACGUUGCCAUGUUCACCUUCGACCAGCUCUGUGGCCAGCCGCUUGCUGCCGGCGACUACCUGACGCUGGCCUCGUCCUACAAAGCGUUCAUUGUCACCGAUAUCCCGUAUCUGAGCGUCAACGUGCGCGAUCGAGUGCGAAGAUUUAUUACGUUUUUGGACGCCGUCUACGACAGCCACGGGUGUCUCGCCGUCACGGCGGCUGCUCCGUUCACGGACAUUUUUGUGGAGCCCGAGGACAUCGGCGACGGCGACUACUCGCUGUCGCGCACCACGUCGGAGGAGGUGGAGGACGCUCUGGAAAACGACGAUUUGGUGAAAAACCACGGCUUCGACAAGAAAGUGGCCAAGAAGGCGGCCAUGUUCGGCACGCUGGAUGAGGAACGCUUUGCGUUUGCCAGAGCGCUCAGCAGACUGAGCCAAAUGAGCACCCAGCACUGGAUCGACGAUAGAUUUUCCUAG
This is a messenger RNA of Ogataea angusta, 1431 nucleotides long. RefSeq lists its product as uncharacterized. Gene Ontology annotation, molecular function: ATP binding; ATP hydrolysis activity. Gene Ontology annotation, cellular component: mitochondrion; cytoplasm. NCBI's taxonomy places the organism in Eukaryota, Fungi, Ascomycota, Pichiomycetes, Pichiales, Pichiaceae. The record is from RefSeq and is a predicted model, not a curated record. Gene Ontology annotation, biological process: protein quality control for misfolded or incompletely synthesized proteins. The transcript has a single exon. Bases 1 to 1431 code for a protein of 476 amino acids.